CGUCACCCGCGCUUCUCGUCCAAUCGCAGGCCACCCCAAAAAGUUUGCGCGUUCCAGACUAUAAGAGCCUCCAAACUUCCCUUCAAGUUUGAGAAACACCUCCGUGACGCACAAGAGGAGCAAGGGACCCCGUUCCGCCGGACAGAGGGAAACUAUAUCACUUGCGUUCUCCAAACAUCAGAGGUGAUGUUUGAAGAAGAGCCGAUGCAAGAGGAGCCCAGCUCCCCGGAGUCUCCAGUGGACAGCCUAGGGAACAGCGAGGAGGAGCCAGACAGGCGACAGCAGAAGCGCUGCAGCAGGAAAAGACGCCAGAGCAGGAAGAGCGGCGACGACGCGGAUAGCCCAACUUCAGGGAAGCGGAGCAAAAAGUGCAGCAACAGCGGCAGCGGUAGCGGCGGCGGCAGCCCUCAGUCUCUGGAGGAUCUGCAGACGCAGCGCGUCAUGGCGAACGUGCGUGAGCGUCAGAGGACUCAGUCUCUAAACGAGGCGUUCGCGUCGCUGCGCAAAAUCAUCCCCACGUUACCCUCGGACAAGCUCAGCAAAAUACAGACGCUCAAGCUCGCGGCUCGGUACAUUGAUUUCCUGUACCAGGUCCUGCAGAGCGACGAGCUGGACUCCAAAAUGUCCAGCUGCAGUUACGUGGCGCACGAGAGACUCAGUUACGCGUUUUCCGUCUGGAGAAUGGAGGGCGCGUGGUCCAUGUCAACAUCCCACUGACGCACUGCCGCGCGCUUUUGGUGCAGCAUGAUUCUCGGCCCUGAGCAUCGAGUCAGAGGAGCUGAACCCACCGGAAGAGCGACACCAAACAAGGGCGAACAUAAGGAUUAUAAAGGGAAGGUUCUGGAGCGUCAUGACGUCGUUGCGAGCACUUACAGUUGUGAACCAGGAAUUACAAUCAGACCUGUGCUGUUGUGACGGUGAAUGUGGAAAACAUGUGCUUCUGUCUGUAGACCAACAGAGAGACCCGCUGACCCGCUUCUGACAGCAACUGGCGUCAUAUUUAUUACAGAACGAAUGAAGGAAAUAUGGAAGAAACCCGGCUCAUAACACGAUCUUUGACUGGUCCUAGAAAAGACAUUUAUUUAUUUAUUAUUGAUUGUCACAAUGCAGAAUAGAUCUGGUGUCUAUGCAUUUUCUAUUUUAAAUACGAUGUAAAUAUGUGUAUAUUUUCUGCAAUAAAACAUGGUUUGAAAUGUACUUAUUGUUAUUGCAGUUUUAUGGAUGAUGGAUUUGAAAAGUAGGCUAUAUGAAAACAAACGAAAAUAAGCUUUUGCACAUAAACAACUGCAAUAAUUAUUCGAUACGAUUUUUUAUUACUUUUUUUUUUAGAUUACAUCUAGAAGGAAAGACUCUCACCAGCACAUAUACAGGCAUACUCAACUCAUUUAAAUAUUGCAGUUUUGUUUUUUAUAUCAAGAUGUUGUUAUGAAAAGUAAGGAAAGGAAAGCAUUUGAAACUGUUUACCAAUAAGCAUGUCGAAAAUUAAAAUAACGAACGUUUAUUCUAAGCCAGAACUGAUUCUUAUCUUUUGCUAUUUGUUAUUUAAAUGUUUAUUUUUGUUUAGCAGUAAUGCUUUUUUAAAAAAGCUAAACGAAAUAAAUGCAAAAAUGGGUCUAAUAACUGGACAAAAUGGGUUACACAGAAAUUAUGUUUGCAUGUUAUUUUCUGCGAUAACACGCCAGGAAAAUAAUAACAUAAAAAAAUAAUUAUGAAGACAUUUGUGUCGUUUGCGCGGGUAUUUUAACCCAAAAGGAGAACAUAUGACAGGAGGUCUGCAAAAGCGUUUAGGAUGCUGUGAAGAAUCAUUUGACGGGCUCCAAACAUGUAUGGAAUCCCCAGAUGUCUAAAGAAGAGGGGUCAGGAAGGUCACGGAAAGGUGCAGCGGGUCAAAACCAACAUUUAACAAUCAAGACUCCUGUACUGUAUCUAUAAAUUAAAGGAAUAAUUAAGAAUAGGCUAAUCCUAUUUAAAAUGCAUUUAAAGGAGGAAAAUGAUUACUGAAAAAAAAAUGAGGAAACGGGAGGUUUUGAUAUAAUUAUUGUAAAGUAAAAUACUUUAAAACCCAUCGCGAUCAUCUCAGACAGCCACUAGAAACCUGCAAAUAUUUUUUGCAGUAUAAAAUUUUAAAACAAGUCUAGUUUUACGAGCCCCAGAAGCAGGGUGUGAUUCGGGUUGAUCUGGCGUUCGUUUGUGCUGUCACUGAUCUCUCCAAAGGUUUGCAUCGGUUUUCAAAUGCAGCCUCGAUCCAGGAGUUUGGGGACUUGGCGAGGGAGAGAGAGCGAACGCGAGAGCUCAGGCACCUGAAUCAAACUUAUUUCUACCAGAUGUUGUUAAUAUUUUUCUUAACGUCACGUGAAUAGAACAGAUGCUGAGUUGCACAGACCCGCCUUCACUGCACGCAGUCUAACACAAAUAUCCUUUGAGUUCUUAAAAAGAAGUUCGACUCGAUUGGAUAAUGAUGGGAAACCUGGUUUUGUGUGUUUUGAAAUGCAGCAAAUGGACGAGGAAAAGGCAAGGAUUCGGGAUUUCUGUUGGAGUAUUUCAGGGAUUUUAUCAUGCAUUGAGGAAAUACCUCUGGUAAUUAUUUAUCUAAAACUUUGCAUCUGGAUUCGGUUUUAACUCGGUGUGUCUCAAGUUGUCAGGCUGAACAUGGAUAUACUGCGAUUUUGUGUUUUGGCAAUCUAGUGCUUUUCACUCAAAUAAAGAAAUGUGAAUUAUUAUUUCGAAUGCAAUGUUCCUGUUUUUUUAUGCAUGCUCAGAAAACAAAUAAAAAUAUCUUCACUGCAAAAUCAA
Cyprinus carpio (common carp) is the source of this 2793-nucleotide messenger RNA. Its product is annotated as twist-related protein-like. NCBI's taxonomy places the organism in Eukaryota, Metazoa, Chordata, Actinopteri, Cypriniformes, Cyprinidae. Gene Ontology annotation, molecular function: DNA-binding transcription factor activity, RNA polymerase II-specific; RNA polymerase II transcription regulatory region sequence-specific DNA binding; protein dimerization activity. The record is from RefSeq and is a predicted model, not a curated record. Gene Ontology annotation, biological process: regulation of transcription by RNA polymerase II; developmental process.